AUGUUCCUAAGGAACAAGUUCCAAGUUCAGAUUCCGGAUUUAGGGAAGGAAGACUUUGUUUCUAAGGAAGAGGUUCCUAAGGAAGAGGGAAGGAAGACUUUGUUCCUAGGGAGCAAGUUUCUAUGGUUGAUGUUCCUAAGGAACAGAUUGCAUGUUCAGAUUCCGGGUUUAGGAUGGAAGACUUUCUUCCUAAGGAAGAUAUUCCAAAGCGAAGUGUUCCUAAGGAGCAGGUUGCAAGUUCAGGGUUCCGGCUUUAGGGUGUAG
This is a messenger RNA of Plasmodium coatneyi, 264 nucleotides long. RefSeq lists its product as hypothetical. The record is from RefSeq and is a predicted model, not a curated record. Lineage: Eukaryota; Apicomplexa; Aconoidasida; Haemosporida; Plasmodiidae. The coding region runs from base 1 to 264 and encodes 87 amino acids. The transcript has 2 exons.